Molecule: messenger RNA, 1175 nt
Organism: Fusarium redolens
Lineage: Eukaryota; Fungi; Ascomycota; Sordariomycetes; Hypocreales; Nectriaceae
Exons: 4
Coding region: 402-1175 (257 amino acids)
Cellular component (GO): membrane
Source: RefSeq, a predicted model, not a curated record
AUUGGCAUAAUGCCCGUAGUCAUGAGAUAUUACUUUCCUCUGCUCUCAUCGUGUUAAGAAUAACAUUGACUAUUUCAUUACUUAUCAGUAGAAUUGAAUAGGCAGUUACCACGUGGUUCAACAGUCGUUAUCCUCACUUGGGUUGAUCAUAACCGUUAUGCUAACUCAACAUGCUCAUACUCGAAGCGGGUCUGACCAACAGUUACGCCUGAUUAUUAAACUGUCGGGCAAGUUUGAUAAUUCUUCCAGAAACUCACGAUAAUUAAAUCUCAUCAAAGAGUUGUUGUUCUCAACAGUUUUGUUGUUUGUGGCUUAAAACAGAGGUCACCAUCGUAUAAUUGAACUCAUCUCAUUCAUCACCAAAUAGCUCUCUUUUCAUCACACUACUCAUAUCAACCACAAUGGAGUCUUUUCUUGGUCUCGAUCUCACAAAGAACUAUUCCUUCUUCACAGUCCCAGCUGCAUUCUUCAUUAUCACAUUUCCUCAUGCCUACACCAUCACUGCAGGUGCCAGGGGGACAUACGACAACUGCAACCCUCGCUCACACAAAGACAGAAUCACCAACUGCCAGACUCUUGAUAAAUCUCAUAAACAAUUCCUCCUCCGCGCAAAAGCGGCCACAGAAAAUGGCCUCGAAACUAUUGGUUUCUAUGCCGCAGGUAUCCUGGCCGUAAACUUUGCAGACGUACCAACACCAACCAUCAAUGCCCUCGGUCUCGGCUAUGUUGUGAGCCGUCUUCUGUACAACAUCGCUUACCUGUGGUUGCAGGAUAAUCCCCGACUAUCACGGGUACGCAGCUUGGUUUGGGUAACGAGCAUCGGAGUUGUUGUGUCGUUGUGGGUAAAGGCUGGAAACAAGAUGCUAUCCAUAAGCGUCACAACUUUCAACAUGUUCCCCAUCAACUAUCUCGUCUUACUCUUCGCCUCAACAGCCUUGGCCCUCCCUGGCAACCCAGAGGCUUGCGAUACUGAUGCCUCUGCCGUCACAGCUGCUCCCAAAGAGUCGUUCGACUGUGAUUACAGCUAUUGCGGGGAGGAUGACGAUGUCCUGUGGUGCUUCCGCUUCAUCCCUUUCACCACCAUCAACCCUACCCUUGGUCCUCUUCCUGGAGAGACAAGGGUCUCCAUCGGCAUGUGCGGUCCCAAGUCAGCAGAACCGAAACACAUGGAUUGA